ACGCUAGUGGUUUUAACGUCUUCUGCUUGUACUUUAUUUGUCGUGAUAAAACGAUAGAGCUUUCUCUCAUUGUAACAUUGUAAUUUUUAUAUUGUAAUUAAAAUGUCUCUUCGAAUCCUGGUCGGCGUUAAACGUGUUAUCGACUAUGCUGUCAAGAUCCGAGUCAAGCCCGACAAAUCGGGAGUCAUUACGGAGGGAGUGAAGCACUCAAUGAACCCCUUCGACGAGAUUGCCAUUGAAGAAGCUGUACGUAUGAAAGAAAAGAAGAUAGCCAAAGAAAUUGUGGCUUUCUCCUGUGGUCCAGCUCAGUGCCAGGAAACACUGAGGACUGCUCUUGCCAUGGGCGCAGAUAGAGGCAUACAUGUAGAGGUUGCAGGACCACAGUUUGAUACUCUGCAACCAUUGCACAUUUCCAAGAUGUUGGCCCAACUCGCAAAAGAUGAACAGAUUGACCUAAUUAUUCUUGGAAAACAGGCCAUUGAUGAUGACUGCAAUCAAACAGCCCAGAUGACAGCUGCUCUUCUAGAUUGGCCUCAAGCCACUUCUGCUUCCAAGAUUGAAGCCAAGGAUGGCAGCUUGCAGGUGGUACGUGAGAUCGACGGGGGGCUCGAGACAAUUAAGGUGAAAUUACCAACUGUCGUCAGCGCCGACUUGCGUCUGAAUGAGCCUCGCUACGCAACUCUCCCCAACAUCAUGAAAGCCAAGAAGAAGCCCAUUAAGAAACUGACGCCUAAGGAUUUAGGCGUCGACGUCAGCCCAAGAAUUGAAGUAGUCACGGUCGAGGAACCACCCGUGCGGCUUGCAGGUGCCAAGGUCGAGAACGUCGACAUGAUGGUGGAAAAACUCAAAGCCCUCGGCCAUGCUUAAUUUGCAGGGGGAAUUGCAAUGAGCAUUGAAGAAAACCUGGACUUGCCCUUCUGGUUUCUGCCCAUUUGUAGUUUGGCUUUUAUCAAUGCAAAAAUCAAGUUAAAAAGAUUACGCUAUUACGGAAGAGAAUACAAAAACUUAUUAUACUUA
This is a messenger RNA of Daphnia pulicaria, 1017 nucleotides long. RefSeq names its product electron transfer flavoprotein subunit beta-like (gene Etfb). Lineage: Eukaryota; Metazoa; Arthropoda; Branchiopoda; Diplostraca; Daphniidae. Bases 103 to 867 code for a protein of 254 amino acids. The transcript is spliced from 6 exons. The record is from RefSeq and is a predicted model, not a curated record. Gene Ontology annotation, molecular function: electron transfer activity. Gene Ontology annotation, cellular component: cytosol.